GCAGACCGGCCUCCCCCUGUCAUUCGACAGGGUCCUGUGAAUCAGACCGUAGCUGUAGAUGGUACUUUAGUACUGAACUGUGUGGCCACAGGCACUUUAAUGCCCACUAUCCUCUGGAAAAAGGAUGGAAUCCUCGUUUCCACCCAGGACUCUCGCAUCAAGCAGUUGGAGACGGGAGCGUUGCAGAUCCGAUAUGCCAAGCUGGGUGACACCGGUCGGUACACCUGCAUCGCUUCAACCCCGAGUGGCGAAGCUACAUGGAGUGCAUACAUUGAGGUCCAAGAGUUUGGAGUCCCAGUGCAGCCACCAAGACCCACUGACCCAAACUUGAUUCCUAGUGCUCCGUCAAAACCCGAGGUUACAGAUGUCAGCAGAAAUACAGUGACAUUGUCAUGGCAACCUAAUUUGAAUUCAGGUGCAACACCAACCUCUUACAUAAUUGAGGCCUUCAGCCAUGCAUCUGGGAGCAGCUGGCAAACUGUAGCUGAAAAUGUGAAAAUGGAGAGUUUUGCAGUUAAAGGGCUAAAACCUAAUGCAAUUUACCUGUUCCUUGUGAGAGCAGCUAAUGCAUAUGGACUAAGCGACCCAAGCCAAAUAUCUGAUCCAGUGAAAACUCAAGAUGUUCCACCAACAAGCCAAGGUGUGGAUCACAAGCAGGUCCAGAGAGAGCUGGGUGACGUGGUAUUACAUCUGCACAACCCUACUAUCCUUUCUUCCUCCUCAAUUGAAGUUCAUUGGACUGUGGACCAGCAAUCCCAGUACAUUCAAGGAUAUAAAAUUCUGUACCGGCCUACACCAGCAUCCUACGGAGAGUCAGAGUGGUUAAUCUUUGAAGUGAGGACUCCAACCAAAAACAGCGUUAUCAUUCCCGAGCUGAAGAAAGGCGUGAACUACGAAAUCAAGGCCCGCCCUUUUUUUAAUGAGUUUCAGGGAGCAGACAGUGAAGUGAAAUUUGCAAAGACCCUGGAAGAAGCUCCUAGUGCUCCACCUCAGAGUGUUUCAGUAACUAAGAACGAUGGGAACGGGACAGCAAUCGUGGUCACCUGGCAGCCACCCCCUGAGGACAACCAGAACGGGAUGGUUCAGGAAUAUAAGGUUUGGUGUCUUGGCAAUGAAAGUCGAUACCAUAUAAACAAGACAGUGGAUGGCACCACCUUUUCCGUAGUCAUCCCCUCCCUAGUUCCUGGUAUUCGAUACAGCGUGGAAGUGGCAGCGAGUACUGGGGCAGGACCUGGAGUGAAAAGCGAUCCCCAGUUUAUCCAGUUAGAUUCUCAUGGAAACCCUGUGUCUUCAGAAGAUCAAGUCAGCUUAGCCCAGCAGAUUUCUGACGUUGUAAAGCAGCCUGCCUUUAUUGCUGGAAUUGGUGCAGCCUGUUGGAUUAUCCUUAUGGUCUUCAGCAUCUGGUUGUAUCGCCACAGGAAGAAGCGGAAUGGACUCACCAGUACUUACGCUGGUAUCAGAAAAGUCCCGUCUUUUACCUUCACACCAACAGUAACGUAUCAAAGAGGAGGAGAGGCCGUAAGCAGUGGAGGCAGGCCAGGACUCCUAAACAUCAGUGAACCAGCCACUCAACCAUGGCUAGCAGAUACUUGGCCUAACACAGGGAACAAUCACAAUGACUGCUCCAUCAACUGCUGCACCUCUGGCAAUGGAAACAGUGAUAGCAACCUCACAACGUACAGUCGACCAGCCGAUUGUAUAGCAAAUUACAACAAUCAGCUGGACAACAAGCAGACAAACCUGAUGUUGCCUGAGUCAACUGUGUAUGGGGACGUGGACCUCAGCAACAAAAUGAAUGAGAUGAAAACCUUCAAUAGUCCAAAUCUAAAGGACGGAAGAUUUGUCAGCCAGCCUGGGCAGCCCACUCCUUAUGCCACCACUCAACUCAUCCAGUCAAAUAUCAGCAAUAAUGUUAACAAUGGCAGCGGGGACACGAAUGAGAAACACUGGAAACCCUCUGUUCAGCAAAAGCAAGAGGUUCCACCCAUACAGUACAACAUUAUGGAGCAAAACAAAUUAAACAAAGAUUAUCGAGUAAAUGACAACAUUGCUCCAACUAUUCCCUACAACCAGUCAUACGACCAGAAUACAGGUGGAUCCUACAACAGCUCAGACAGAGGCAGUAGUACAUCUGGGAGUCAAGGGCACAAGAAGGGUGCUCGGACCCCAAAGGCCCCCAAGCAGGCCGGGAUGAACUGGGCAGACCUUCUUCCACCCCCUCCAGCACAUCCACCCCCCCAUAGCAAUAGUGAAGAUUACAGCCUUUCAGUGGAUGAAAGGAUGUACCUGCAGCAGGAUGAGCUAGAGGAAGAGGAAGAAGAUGAGCGAGGUCCUACUCCACCUGUCCGAGGAGCAGCCUCCUCUCCAGCCGCUGUCUCCUAUAGCCACCAGUCAACUGCCACUCUCACCCCCUCUCCCCAGGAAGAACUCCAGCCCAUGUUGCAGGACUGUCAGGAGGAGCUGGGACACACACAACACCAACCUGACCGGAGACGUCAACCUGUGAGUCCUCCGCCCCCUCCAAGGCCCAUCUCCCCACCACAUACCUAUGGAUACAUCUCAGGGCCCUUGGUCUCUGACAUGGAUACCGACGCACCGGAGGAGGAGGAGGAUGAGGCCGAUAUAGAGGUUGCCAAGAUGCAGAACAGGAGGCUCCUUUUGCGCGGCCUCGAGCAGACCCCUGCCUCCAGCGUUGGGGAUUUGGAGAGCUCUGUGACAGGGUCCAUGAUCAAUGGCUGGGGUUCAGCCUCUGAAGAAGACAACAUCUCGAGCGGGCGGUCCAGCGUCAGCUCCUCCGACGGAUCGUUUUUUACCGAUGCAGAUUUUGCACAGGCUGUGGCAGCAGCUGCGGAAUACGCUGGUCUGAAAGUAGCCAGGCGUCAGAUGCAGGAUGCAGCAGGAGGCCGUAGACAUUUCCAUGCAUCACACUGUCCUAGACCCACCAGCCCUGUAUCUACCGACAGCAACAUGAGUGCUGUUGUAAUACAGAAGGUCCGACCUGCCAAAAAGCAAAAACACCAGCCAGGACAUCUGCGCAGAGAAGUCUACACAGAUGACUUGCCACCUCCUCCUGUGCCACCUCCGGCUAUAAAAUCACCGACGGCCCAGUCCAAAUCCCAGCUGGAGGUGCGGCCGGUCAUGCUGCCAAAACUUGCUUCCAUAGAGGCGAGGACAGACAGGUCUGCGGAAAGGAAAGGAGCCAGCUACAAGGGGAGGGACGGGAUGGACGGGAGGCAGCACUCGGACGUGCGGACGAACUCGGGGGAGCGGAGGGAACCCCAGGAACAGCAGAGCGACGGGAAACUGCGAGGAAACAAAGCACCAAAACGAGACGGCACACCAGCAAAAACUCAUCUUCUUCAAGAGGACAUCCUGCCAUAUUCUAGACCAACGUUUCCAACAUCAAAUAAUCCUAGAGAUCCCAGCUCCUCCAGCUCUAUGUCGUCAAGAGGAUCAGGAGGCAGACAGAGGGCAGAUCAAGUAAAUCUAGCCCGAAGGAAUGUUGCGGAAAUGCAAGUACUGGGAGCGUAUGAACAAGGAGAAGAGGAAGAAGAAGAAGAGAUGGAGGAAACAGAAAGCUGAAGACAGCGACAUGUACUGUAACAGGCUUUUAAAAUCUGAUCAGAAAAAAAAAAAAUCACUUAAGAUGCCUCAAGUCUGAUGAUGUUUGACGCCAGAAAUAAUGUUCAGUGCAAUCAGAGUGUACAAUUUUUCCUUUUUUUUCCUUCAUGCCAUCAGAUUGCUAGUUCUUUUUAUUUUACUCUUUCUUUCUAAGCCCUCCUUACUAGGAACGGCCCCUGCCUGUUCCGUAACGCUAAAGCGCAUCCCCUUCGCUGCCCGAGAAGGCAGGUCAGCUGCUCUUCGUGGUACUUGGGCCAGCUGCUGCUUCUGGAGUAGAACAGAAGGGAAUUCCAGAGCCUGGGAUCCCAGGGUUUCUCCCCAGCGAGGCAGUGCUCAGUGCACUGCCGGCACACCAGUGAGCCGGUGAUUAAAAAGAUCCCCAAAGUGAGCAUCCUGCAGAGCAUCCUUUGGUUCUUGGGGUUUCAUCUGCAGUCAGGGCAAAUGGUACCUUGCCAUUCCAAUACAGACUGUGUGUCUUGUUUUCUGCCAGUCUCUUGCUAACCUUCUGCAGAUGAUACAGUUUGACGAAUGCAAGUAAAAUUAAUUUGGGAUGAUGUGGCUCUUAUUGUAAAUAUGUACUCAUUUUAAAUCCCCUGUGGUACUUUGAUUUGUCUUUCCAUUUUCAUCAUUAAGUACAUUCUUAUUAAAAAUGUCCUUUGGGAUAGGCAGGAGGUAAGCCAAUGUGAUUGCUGUUUGCCUAAUCAUAGCAUGAGCAAGGUUAUCUGAAACUUUUUCUAAUUUUCAGUUUCCACAGUGCUUAUGAAAAGAAAAUCAAUGGACAUUUUUAAUAAUGAUUAGGUAAUAUCAUCAACUGUUACUGGCCCAAAUCUCAGACCUCUACUUGUGUCAAUUCACCUUAAAGAAGAAGUGCCACUUAAAGAAGUUUUGUUUGAUCUUGGCGAUGAAUUUUUUUGUAAUGCACUGCUUAUCUUUUUUUUUUUUUUUGGUUUUAAAAGCACAAUCACUAGACUUUGUUUGUAAACCAUUGUAACUAUUAACCUUUUUUUUUUGUCUUAUUGAAAAUGUUAAGCAUUUGUUUGGGAUAUUUUCAUCUUUUUGUUAAUGCUCUAUGUUUGUAUUUGGAAUAUUUGAAUGAUGACAGACGGUAAAGUAGCAAAUGUAAAUGUGGGCCAUAAUCAAAACACUUCUCACUUUUCCUGGACUUACAGAAAAUUACCAAUUUUUCUGUGGCCUCUCUCAACAUUGGAUUAUCAUUAAAGCUGAAAUAGAGGCAUUAGUUGCAUUGAAUUUGCCAAAUGAUGUCCUCUGUCUGUAGAUUUUAUGAUCUUUUUUGUAAUUAUAAAAUUUCUUUGUCAUUGGUGCUAAUGGAAAAAUGUGUGUUUGUUUAUUGACAGCUAUCAGGACUAGCCCCAAUGGAAAAAAAAAAAAAGAAGAAAAAAAAAAAGUGUUUUGGUGUUUACCGAGGACUGAAAUUUUUCAUUUAGCUAAUUUUUAAAGAAAGGUUCCAUAGAAAGGGUGUGCAGUACUAAAGGAAAAAUCCAUGUGAUUAAUGUUUUCAUUAUGUUCAUGUAAGAAACCUCAUAUUUUAGCCAUAAUUUUGCAUACUGAGGAUCCAAUAAUCAGAAAAGUAAUUUUUGUCACAUUAUUUAUUAAAAAUGUUCUCAAAUACAUUA
Molecule: messenger RNA, 5255 nt
Organism: Manacus vitellinus (golden-collared manakin)
Lineage: Eukaryota; Metazoa; Chordata; Aves; Passeriformes; Pipridae
Product: roundabout homolog 1
Exons: 21
Coding region: 100-3582 (1160 amino acids)
Biological process (GO): axon guidance; cell-cell adhesion
Cellular component (GO): axon; plasma membrane
Molecular function (GO): protein binding
Source: RefSeq, a predicted model, not a curated record